Messenger RNA from Tachyglossus aculeatus (Australian echidna), 312 nucleotides. RefSeq names its product histone H4-like. Gene Ontology annotation, molecular function: protein heterodimerization activity; structural constituent of chromatin; DNA binding. Gene Ontology annotation, biological process: nucleosome assembly. Lineage: Eukaryota; Metazoa; Chordata; Mammalia; Monotremata; Tachyglossidae. The record is from RefSeq and is a predicted model, not a curated record. The transcript has a single exon. Bases 1 to 312 code for a protein of 103 amino acids.
AUGUCUGGUCGCGGGAAGGGUGGCAAAGGUUUGGGCAAAGGUGCUGCUAAGCGUCACAGGAAAGUUCUGCGUGACGACAUUCAGGGAAUCACCAAGCCUGCAAUUCGCCGUUUGGCUCGGCGUGGCGGGGUCAAGCGGAUCUCUGGGCUCAUUUACGAGGAGACCCGUGAGGUGCUCAAGGUUUUCCUGGAAAACGUUAUCCGGGACGCCGUCACCUAUACAGAACACGCCAAAAGGAAGACCGUUACCGCCAUGGACGUGGUCUUUGCGCUCAAACGUCAGGGCCGCACUCUCUACGGCUUCGGGAGCUAA